AUGGCUGCCGUUGACUUUGAUACCCGGCAUAUUAACGCCUUCAGCGCGGAUGAUUUCGACACGGCGUCCAUUCGAUCAGCUGCUCCAUCUUACAUCUCCGAAGCGCCCUCCUACCACACCACCGUCUCUACCACCGAGACCAUCCCGCCCUACUCGCCGCCGCAGAACGGUAACGCCAACGCCAACGCCAACAGCACACCGGCGUCCAGAUCCUUGCUGCCGUCCCACACCGCACACAUCCCCUCCCCGGGCCUGCCCCCGAUCCCGCCCGCCCGGAGCUCCGCCUCCGACCUCCCGUCCCUCGGCGCCUUCCGCAUCCCCUCAUGGAGCGUCAACACGAACCCCAUGUACCAGCGCGUGGCCACGCGGCGCGCGCAGGCCGCCAUGUCCAGCGGCGAGGGCCUGGUGCGCAACGCUGCGAGGGUGCUAGAGCGGGUCAACGAGGAGAGUGGCGGCUCCGGCUCCGGCUCCGGCUCCGGUGGCGGCAGCGGCAGCGGUAGCGUCACCCCCGCCGACAGCAGCCGGGUGCGGCCACUCGAGGACCCGUACCUGGUCGGCGAGGUGGCGGCCGCCCGGGCGAGGCGGGAGAGGCUCGCCCGGGAAAACACCGAGGAUAUCCUGCACCGCGAGGACAGGAGGUGGGACUGGUUUCUGGGCCAGGUGAACGAGCGGGAGGAACGACCGGCCAGCUGGAGACCGUUCCGCCGGAACAACAUGCACAGUGGAUCGCGGGUGAAGCUGGCCCGCCGCGUUGGUACGGGCCGCUAG
Messenger RNA from Diaporthe batatas, 768 nucleotides. RefSeq lists its product as uncharacterized. NCBI's taxonomy places the organism in Eukaryota, Fungi, Ascomycota, Sordariomycetes, Diaporthales, Diaporthaceae. The transcript is spliced from 3 exons. Bases 1 to 768 code for a protein of 255 amino acids. The record is from RefSeq and is a predicted model, not a curated record.